Molecule: messenger RNA, 753 nt
Organism: Babesia bovis T2Bo
Lineage: Eukaryota; Apicomplexa; Aconoidasida; Piroplasmida; Babesiidae
Exons: 4
Coding region: 21-713 (230 amino acids)
Source: RefSeq, a predicted model, not a curated record
GAAUUUGAUAGAUAUAGAGAAUGACUGAAAGAGCAAUGAAAACUGCCGCGACAGCCAUCGUGGAUAGAGUGGUAAGAGAAGUACCUUGGAGAUCGAGAUUCGAUAUAUUAAAAGAACGUGUAAAACCAACCUAUAUGGCAGAAUGUAUAGGCACACCCAGAAGAGAAUACCAGACAAAUAUGAUCAAUGGAAUCAGAAUCAUGCCAACAUUCAAUCCAUACGUAAAAUUAAAUAAAGAAAAAAGAUACAGACUCGAUAACUGGCCAUCAAGAAAUUGGGAUGAUUGGAACCCAACGGAAUGCUAUACAAGAGGUGGAAGACGAAGGCAUGCCAUACCAAAGGCAUUCCUACCAACCAAGGAUGAACUGGGAGAAGCACAUCCACCAAAAAUAUCAGCAAGAUACAAAGCAGAUAUAGAAAAACAGUACUACAUGAAUGGAUUGCCAUGGGUGUGGAAUCCAGAUUAUUACCUUGGAAAGGUACACUACCACGACAGAGAUGUACUACACCCAAAGGUCUGGUAUAGACACGCAUUCAGAAAACAUAGAAUGGAAAUGGAACUUAAAAGACUGGACAAACACAUAGAAGAAUACAGAGAACAAAAUAGACUCAAAAAAAGAUAUGCAUACUUCGAAAAGGCUGUAGCAGCAAUGGCAGGAGAAGAACUAGCAUCUAAAUACAUUAGACAAAGAAAAAUUGCCAAAGUAGCAUAAUUAUUAAAAAACAUAUCGCAAAAUAAUAAUAUAAGUCAAC